Molecule: messenger RNA, 1756 nt
Organism: Rubroshorea leprosula
Lineage: Eukaryota; Viridiplantae; Streptophyta; Magnoliopsida; Malvales; Dipterocarpaceae
Source: the annotation of a GenBank genome assembly
GUUCCCUCUCUGAUUUUCUCCCUCGCUUCAACACCAAAAUCGGCGACGUUGUAUUCUUCUUGAAAACCUCUACCAUUCUUCGUCACCAGCACGCCUGUCGCAAUCAAUUUAGGUGCAUCUUCUGCAAUACGGAUAUUGAUGAGAUCCACAGCUCCUUCGCUUGGGAAGUGAACACUAUACUUGGAUAAUAGAUUUGGAUUAUUUUCUUUCUGGUGGAGAAGAACUGCAAAUCAUCGAAGACAGAAGCUCCAGAUGCAAGUGAAGUAUCUUCUUGAUUUGAAUCAUCAAAUGAUAUCCACUGUAGACUCAACUUUGAAAACAUAAAUAAAAUUGAUCUAAAUACUUUUAACCCUCUUCAAUCAAAUCAUUCAAAUCCUGUUGUGCCUUUUCAGUGUCAUACAUUUGAGACUUUUGAGUAUCAGAUAUCCCAUUCAGGAGUUCAUGGAGUUGCAAAAAUUGGUUCAAACCACCAUGGCGUUACAGUUUGUUCUGCACUGGACACAUAUUUUGGUAGAAGUUUCUGGGAUUCAAGUGAUUUGAGAGAUAAUGGAACCAAUAAACAAUGUGUCUUUUAUAAUGGUGGAAUAUGCUCAGGCAUUGAUUAUCUUCAUUAUGGAGAGCAAUAUCUGGAUGGAGGAUGCUACGUGGACAGACCACUUCUACUCAGGGUUUGCAGACCCUAACUCAAGUUGCUUUAAUCACCACAGAACAGGCUGGAGGAAAUUUGUGUAGUAGAGCACCUCCUCCUUGGUUUGAAACAGCAGAUGAAACUCUUCUAGAUGAUCAUGUAAAACCAGCUUCAAGCAGCUUUGUUUAUCCUUCAAAUAAAUCUGUGAAAUCUCAAAAGUUGAAUUCAAAGAGAGUCGGUACUGCUUGGGCUGAAAAGCAAAAGAUGGAGCUGGAAAGGGAGAAGAAGGGAGAAGAAGUGAGAAGUUGUGAAGAAUGAUUUUGAUGGUGCUAACUGGCUUCCCAACUUUGGCAGGGUCUGGCAAUUGGGUAGCCGAAAGGAGUCUAGAAAAGAAUUUCAGAAGGAGAAACAGAAAUUACUCAAGGUUGUAAAUGAUCCUGAGAAAAUAAUUAACACCCAGCCUCACUUCUGCAACCGAAUGUAAGCAUCCUAUCCUUCCAUCCAAUAUUACUUGGACUUCCAGGCCCCAGAUCUAGUCUCUUAUGAGCUGGAAUGAUAAAAAUCUACACCUUUUCCAUGCUCAUAUCAUAUGUUGAUUUUAUUUUAUUUUAUUUUAUUGCUUUUUUUAGUUUUGGUUGAAACACAUUGAUUUUGUUUAGUGGUUGUCUUUUGUAGAAACUUGAAAGUAAGUCAAGGCAUGGAACAUGCAUUGCAAUUAAAAAUUUAGUUUUGCUUUACUCUUCAUGUCACAUUUUGUACUUGUAUGUUGCUAAAUCCCUGUGCAUCACAUGUUUGUCUAAAAAAGUCAAAGGGGAGAAAGACUUUCCAAGAUCUUUAUGUAGAACUCAUACUAAUGGUAACAAUUUUUGCUACAUAUCCAAGGAGCCAUGGAUAUAGAAUCAGGUUGUCUCACUUGGAUCACCGCUGCACAAGGUUGCAAUUAUAAUUCUUGCUGAUAAUUUUCUUGCAAUUGCAAUUGUCAGAAAAUUCUUCUAUAUGAGUCAAAUGAUUGGAAGAAUAGUUAAAAGUUGAGAUUUGAUGUCUAAGAUUAUGCAUGUUGAGGAUUAGAGUCCUUGUAUCAGUUGUUUAACUGAUAUAAUUAGUACCUAAUACUGAUCAGCAUUUAAG